Molecule: messenger RNA, 546 nt
Organism: Galeopterus variegatus (Sunda flying lemur)
Lineage: Eukaryota; Metazoa; Chordata; Mammalia; Dermoptera; Cynocephalidae
Gene: COMMD1
Product: copper metabolism (Murr1) domain containing 1
Exons: 3
Coding region: 21-506 (161 amino acids)
Biological process (GO): negative regulation of sodium ion transmembrane transport; negative regulation of protein localization to cell surface; copper ion homeostasis
Cellular component (GO): endosome
Source: RefSeq, a predicted model, not a curated record
GGGCGGGGCGUUCGCAGACCAUGGCGGGCGAGCUUGAGGGCUGCAAGUCCCUGGGCGGGCUGCUGAGCGGCCUGGCCCAGAACGCUUUCCACGGGCACGCGGGCAUCACAGAGGAGCUCCUGCGGAGCCAACUCUAUCCGGAGGUGCCACCCGAGGAGUUCCGCCCCUUUCUGGCGAAGAUGAGGGGGAUUCUUAAGUCUAUUGCAUCGGCAGACAUGGAUUUCAACCAGCUGGAGGCAUUCUUGACUGCUCAAACCAAAAAGCAAGGUGGGAUCACAUCUGACCAAGCUGCUGUCAUCUCCAAAUUCUGGAAGAGCCACAAGACAAAAAUCCGAGAGAGCCUCAUGAACCAGAGUCGCUGGGACAGUGGGCUUCGAGGUCUGAGCUGGAGAGUUGAUGGCAAAUCUCAGUCAAGGCACUCACCCCAAAUACACACGCCUGUGGCCAUAAUAGAGCUGGAAUUAGGGAAAAGUGGACAGAAGCAAUGCUAUUAUCCUUCUAAUUGAAGAUUUUGAUGAAAACUAAAUAGGCUUUAUCAGCCAAUUA